Metarhizium acridum CQMa 102 is the source of this 1587-nucleotide messenger RNA. RefSeq lists its product as uncharacterized. The record is from RefSeq and is a predicted model, not a curated record. Lineage: Eukaryota; Fungi; Ascomycota; Sordariomycetes; Hypocreales; Clavicipitaceae.
AUGUUGCUUUCCAAAGGCAUGCCAGUACUCCUAGUGAGACUUAUCUACCUGCUAUUAACUGCAGUAACUGUUGGUUUCCUAUUUCAUGCCACAAGACUUCAUCGACAAGGGCGGACCCUUACGGUUGAUGUGCCGGACACGACUCCAGUUGGGGGUCUCUUGCCAGAGGAAGAAUAUCUCGAGAGGCUCAUUGACCGCUAUGUACUCACCAACUUGACGAGAUGGCAAGCUUGGAGAGUGCAAACCUCUGACAAGUCCUUGACCGUGGGUUCAAUUACCGAUGUACACACAGACUUUCAGCCACACUGGGAUACGUCGAAAGUCAUCGAUGUCAGCAACCCGAGCCCUACCGAUUUGCGCGCGUCAAAGGGAUGGGAGCUCGCAACUCACGCCGACGGGGCACAGGACAGACUGUACGCAUCAACGCUCAUGUUCGGCGUAUCCACCACGUAUAAACGAAUCGUUGAAAAUGACUGGGCUAUCGUGCGAGCAUGGCAACGUUGGUUGACCAAGGGCGACGGAACCACCAACGGCGCCACCCUAGUUCUCAUGCUUGACAAUGCCACCGAGGAACAACUUGAUGAGAUAGACAAGGAGCUUGAAGAAAUGGGUGUUGACGUGUACACGACUUCAACCUCGGAGCCCACAUCUAAAAGCCGAAGAUAUUACGAAUUAAUUCGGGUCAUGAAAUCAUAUGGUGCCACCAUCGCCGCAAGUGGCCAAGAGAAGCAUUGGUUCGCAGUCAUAGAAGACACAGUCUUUUUCCCGAGUCUAUCCCAUCUCCAAGAACGGCUUUCAACUUACGAUUUCAGCAAGAAGUUGUAUCUCGGUAUCCCUAGUGAAAAGAUGAGCUGGCGUCAAGACGGCGAAUCUGUCGCAACAUACGGUGGAGGCGCGAUAUUCUUGACCAAGCGCGCUGUAUCUCUGAUUCCCAAGCUACCUUGCAUGAGAAUCGAUGCAGCCGCUAAGCCGCCCUUCCAUGGACAGAGAUGGGAUGCCAUGUUGAGGCGGUGUCUUGAGAAGCAGGCAGGCGUUGACAUGCAUGUCAUUCAGGCAUUCUACCCACCGCGCGAUAGUCAUGAACCCCGUCUCGAGGGCCAAGAGACUGGCAUGCGACCGCUUUUGCUCCACGACUACGAAUACCGACACCACCUCGAUGUGGGCAUGGCACACUUGGUGACUGACGCGUGUGGCGAGGCAUGCUUCAUGCACCAAUAUUUAUUCCACGACAACUGGGUCAUCACCAACGGCGUGUCGAUAAGCCACCACCCGAAUGGGCUCAGUCACCGCCACCGCCACAGUGCCGUAGUGAAGGGAGAAUUGUUCAAAGAUACCCAGAAGACUCCUGUUUCUGAUCAAAUAGUCAUCGACGAAGACGAAGUUGAUAGAAAGUCGUUGAACAGGACAGGGCGCCGGGGGGAGGUAUGGGGACUGUUGGAUUCAGUAAAGGCUUCCGACGGAACAGUAUGGCAAGCUUAUGUGAAGAGAGGAGUGAGGUCGUCCACGAACAAGGACAAGAAAGGGUCAGCCGGACUAAAGGAACUCGAUUCCAUUAUUGUCCUGAUUUGGGAAAAGGAACAGCGUUAG